Impatiens glandulifera is the source of this 2426-nucleotide messenger RNA. RefSeq lists its product as uncharacterized. NCBI's taxonomy places the organism in Eukaryota, Viridiplantae, Streptophyta, Magnoliopsida, Ericales, Balsaminaceae. The transcript has 4 exons. The coding region runs from base 518 to 2182 and encodes 554 amino acids. The record is from RefSeq and is a predicted model, not a curated record.
UGUAUCAAUGCAACCCAAAUGAAUUUUUUAACAGAGAAAAGUCCGUCUCUGUCAGCGUAAGAGUCCAGUUGUCGAUAUAUAAUAAUAUAGGGUUGUGUUUGCUCGAUUUUCUUCCCCAAAGGGCACGGAAGGAAGGUGUGUGGGGAAGAAGAAUCUAGAAAAAAAGAAGAUAUUAAUAUCUUAAGGAAGACCCAUAUCUUUCAUUUCAUCCAACACCCACAAAAAUCCACUCAAUCAAUCCAAAUAUACAGUAGCCGAAGAUGCGAUGUCAUUGGGCGAGGACGAAGAUACCAUAUGUUGACAAUUUUCUCUUUCUUUGGCUUCACUAAAAAGAAAAUAUCUUAUCUGCUAUGAUGUGGGGAUAUCACUUUCUCUUUCAUCUGCCGAUUCGGGCCCUAUCAGAUCGGGAAUUUCUUCCUGCACUUUUCUCAAGCUAAGAUUCUCUCCACCUGUGCCCGCCGGCAGCUUCUCUUCUUUUGGUUCAAUUCUUGAAUAAGUCUUCCCUUCAGCAGGGAAUAUGGGUACUGAAAUACAAACCAAGGCUUAUUUUCUAGGAUCAAAUCCAAGAAACAACGAUCUAAACAACAAUUCCAUGUUCCUUUAUCCCUAUCAAAAGAACUUGAAGAAUGGGCAGCAUUAUGACUCCAUAAAUGGGUAUUUGGAGUAUUAUAGUAAGGAACAUUUGAAGAAAACCAUUUUGAUUCAUGAAUCCAUAUUUAGGCAACAGCUUGAGGAGCUCCAUAGACUAUACAGAAGACAGAGGGACUUGAUGAGUGAAAUCAAGAGACAACUGUCAGAAUCCGGAACUCAGAAUAGUAAGAUGGAAACAUACUUGAAUUUUCGUGAUGGAAGUAACGGAAAAGCUCUGAAUCUUGAAAUCCUGGCUGAUGUAGAAGUGAGAAUGCAAAAUGAAAGAAGCCAGCCAAUUAUGAAUUUGAAUGGCAUUAGAAAAUCUGAACUGUUUUGUGAGUUUCUUGAUUUGAAUCAGCCUUUUCAGCAUGAUGGGUCCUCGGGUUCUUUAGCUUCUCUUGAGAGUUUAGGUGAUUUGAUAUCAACGAAAGGAACUUUUUUAGGAGGAAAGAAUGAGGGGAUCCGCAUACAACAACAGCUAACAGAAAAUGAAAUUGGUAACUUCUCCAUUUCAGGCCAAUCAAACCUAUUCAAGGCAUUGCUGAUACAACCCAGUAAAGCAGAUAAACAUCUGCAAACUUCGUCAAACAUUAUCAAUGGAACAGAACAAGUGCAGAAAAACAGAAUUUUCGGGGUGGACAUUUCCAAGGGAAAUUACGAUUCGCAGUUACUGUUUUCUCAGCCCGAUCUUAUCAAUUCUGAUUCAACCCUCCUUCCACCUUUCAGCAAAGAGAGGGACAACUCUAACCAAAGUCUUAGCGAGCCACAGUCCUCCAAAAGCUUAAACCCGACAUCUCCUCCUAAAUCCAUAUGCCUUAUGGGGAAAGGACUCAUUGAUUUGAACUUGAUCCUGAACGAAGAAGAAGAGGAAGAAGAUGAACCCCCAGCAGUAACUGAAUGUGAAACUGACCCAUGUCAGAAACCAGACUCCAAUGAGAACCAACUCAAGGAGAAAGACGAAGAACUCGUCUUAACAGCUGCAAAUGCAAUAGUUGCUAUUUCAUCAGUUGAAAUGCAAAAUAGUUCUCAUGAUUCUCACCUCCCUUGUGUUUCAUUAAAUUGGUUUGCUGAGAUUGCCUGUUCAUAUAAAGAUGAAGAGGACAUGCCUAAUGGGAUGGAUUAUUUUGAGUUUGUGACACUUAACCUGACCGAGAUCAAAUCAGAUGAAUGCUGCUUCUACAAGGAACCGGUUUUUGAUAAUCAGAAGGAUGAAGAAGCAGGAUUGGUUAGGCAGCGUCCUAGGAGAGGUCAAGGCAGAAGGGGGAGACAGAGAAAGGACUUCCAAAGAGAGGUAUUGCCAGGUCUUAUUUUCCUUUCAAGGCAUGAGGUGAAUGAGGAUAUUCUAGCGUUUGAAGAGCUUCUUAAAGCCAGGGGAUAUGCAUGGCAGUCUAAGAAUGGAAGGAGAAGACGACACUCAGGAGGUUCAUCUAGCCCACCAUCUGAUAAUAACAGGGGUAUUAGAAUGGAAGAGACAACGACUCUACCGAGAUGGGGAAGAAGGACUAAACGAAUUCCAAGGAUGAGAUAUAAACUUCCAAUUUCGAUCAGUUGAGAGGAAAAGGGUUAUGUGUACAUGUCUGUCAAAGACAUGCAUGGGUUCUUUUAUGUGAAUGACAAUAUUCUCUUGUAAAACAGGAAAGAAAGAAAGAAACUUGUACCCUUUUCAUAUUUCAUGGACCUGUCAUAGCCUUCUUUUUCCUUUUUUAUUUUCUUUUGUUGCUACAACGGAGGACAUUAUGUCAAUUAAGGAAAAUAUUACAAGCGUGAAUACAGGUUUUUUGUGAUAUUGUGUUCCC